Athalia rosae (coleseed sawfly) is the source of this 5615-nucleotide messenger RNA. Its product is annotated as progestin and adipoQ receptor family member 4. The record is from RefSeq and is a predicted model, not a curated record. Gene Ontology annotation, molecular function: signaling receptor activity. Lineage: Eukaryota; Metazoa; Arthropoda; Insecta; Hymenoptera; Athaliidae. The coding region runs from base 1389 to 2648 and encodes 419 amino acids. The transcript is spliced from 6 exons. Gene Ontology annotation, cellular component: membrane.
UCCACGGAGCAAUUAGAGCAACGUAAAAUACCGGCAUCCUCCGCGGAUCCUUUACACUACUUAUUUUUCCCUCCAAAUUUUUCUCUUUUUUUUCAAUUUUAUUACUUUUCAAUAUCAACCGGUCUGCUACUCAUCAAUCGUUGUGAUAUCCAUAUUCGAUUAAAAGUAUGGCUUGAAUGAAAAUUUUCUACCGACGCAUCGCACCUUGUUAUCGAGAAAAUAAUACACAAGAAAAUAAAUGUGUGGUCGAUGAUUCGUCGUUGGGACUAAAAAUAAAUAUUCUCAUCUUCCGGAAGAGGUGGUGUUGAAUGUGAAAAUUUUCUAAAUUUGUCACAACGUUUGGAUAGGUGUACCCACUAAUACGGUAUUACGUAGGUAUGUAAAGUGGUGGUACGAUGCAGCGGCAUCAACUGGGGUAUUCUUGACAGCUAAGCAGCAAGUCGAACCAGUUUCAAAUCUAGUUCUAUUCCGGUGUAACUGGUAAGUUACUGCUCUCCAUAUAGUGUAACGGGAGAUUACGGUAUUGAGGAAAGAGAAAAAGAAAGAAAAAAUGAAAAAGUAAUGUAAAUGAAUACCGUUUUACUAAAUAAAGUGGGUUUGGAUAUUAUGACCUCUGCACCGGAAGUACCAAGUAGCCGGGGAUAAAUUGUUGAAGUUUCGCUUUUUCGAUACCCAGAUGACACGGCGAUCAUAAUCGCUGACGUAUGAAACGAAGAAGAAGCGGAAGUAUAACGCGUAGGGGUGGUUUCUCGGGGGGGGAGGGCGGCAUCCCCAGCUGCACCGCACGACAGACGCUCUUCCCCGAACAGUUUCAUUCAAGGCUUGUGUGGAACCCCCCUACGCGUUCGGAGCGCUGAUAAUCUCGGUAGUAAUCAAUAUCGUCGCCUUGGCAACGCUCUUCGACACUAGCGAGAACGGGGGUUGCGAGUUAGCAGCGUUUCGGAGUCGGUUUCCGACGGUGUCCCAGUUCCAGUCCCGGUCCCGGUCCCCGCGGCACUUCUCCUUCGAUCGGCGAAUUUUGAAAGGAGAAUAAAAAAAAUCGAAAAAAUUUGUAAAAGAAUUAAAAAAAAAAAAACAACUAGUUUGCGGGUCGAACAGCAGCUGCAGUGUCGGUGCGAGGGACCGGUCGCUGGUGAACCGUAAAUUUCGAGUCAGUGACGGGGGUGGCUCGUCAACAUCGUCGUAAAAGUUGUCAUUUUAACGGAAGACGUCAACGACGUUGUCGCACAGAUACGCGAACUCCUCGGCGAAGGAGUACCACGCGCGAUGCAGCGAGAACAACUGUAUUUCCCGUCCAGGUGACACGCUGUCGUCCUGUCGUUAUUCGAGCAACACCGCAGCAAACAAACUGCCGCGCGUGAAUCGAAAAUUUGUGGACGAUAAACGCGAUGAGUACCGUAAACGGCGGUGACAGUUCGAUUAAAAAUCAGACGGUUGGUUUAUCGAGAUACCAACCGACCGGUCAACGCUUCAAUCGGGUCACCGUUUCCGCGGGGAAUAACAAAAAAGCUCAUCCCCCUACGACUUCGGCUGCAACUUUGGCACAACUCGCAACGACCAACGGUUCACUGAACGAUCAACUCCUAGCUGCAGGUUCCCAAAAACAAGAUCCUCAGGAUGUUCGCGGUACGACCGACGACCCGGAACCAUCCAAGGGGUUGGAUGAACGAAGUGAAGAAAAACUUCAACGAAUUUGCGGAGAAAAUAUCGCCGAUGAUAAAAAUGACAUCGUUAAACAACGGUCGACGUCUUCGUCUUCUUCUUCUUCUUCAUCGGACCAGAAGGAAGAAUACAAGGAAGCAAUUCUUUUACGAUGGAGCGACAUGCCUCGGCAUUUACAAUUCAACCCUUACAUCUACACGGGGUACAGACCCGUGAUGACGAUAUGGGGGUGCAUCGCCAGUCUCUUUUACGUGCACAAUGAGACCAUCAACAUAAUGACGCAUGGCUUACCCGUGGUUUAUAUCCUGGUUACCGUCCCCAGCCUGUUGCCCUGGGGAAGCCAAGGUCCCCUAGCUGCCUUCUUAUCUUGGUGUCAUCUGAUCGGAGCGGUGAGCCCGUGGAUAGGAUCUUUCGUUUAUCAUCUCUUCAUGAAUCUGGACAGAGGCGAAGCCAUUUACAAGAAGCUUUUGCAAUUGGACAUGCUCGGUAUCUGGAUCAGUCAAAGUUUCGGUGCUCUGCCUAUGAUCGCAGCUUCUGUACACUGUUUACCAGAAACACUUUGGCACUGCUGUCUUCUGACGUACAGCGUCCUCAGCUUCUGGGGUCUGUUGAAGGCCAUGAACGCUUGGUCUCCAUGGGAAAGACGACUGUGUUUCGCACCUCCGUUUAUGAUGAGAAUGCUCGUAUUGACGCUGAGAUACCUAGGGAUUAGCGGAGGAUCUCCUACCGCGUUAACGCACCUAGUCCUGCAAGAUUUUGUUGCUGCAGCUGGGGGAGCGGUGGGGGCGUUACAUAUUCCGGAAAAAUGGAUACCCGGUAAAGUGGAUCUGUUUUUAAAUUCCCAUAACAUAAUGCACAUGAUGGUUGUUAUGGCGGUGUACUCUAUGCACGCCGCUACCCUGAGAGACUUGGCAUGGAUGUCAAAUCCGUCGGUAUGUUUUGCCGAACCACCGACGACAUUUUCUUCGAACCACGAAGAACUGUGAUCCUUGAUUCGAUUUAUAUUCACCUGAGCACAGGUGGUUAUACGUCUGAAGCAGAUAGUACCGUAUAUGAAUAAUAAAAAUUUUUAUGGCGAAGGCUUCCAUCGUAGUUGAACGACCGUCAGGCGAACAAAAACCUGAAUAUUAUGUCAGCCUAUAGAAAAUUUUUUUCUCCGAUUGCAGUCCUUGUGAUAUGAUACAAGAGUUGUGCGACGCAGUCGGAGAAUAUAAAUUACCUUUUGCUAUGCACGAGUUUGUAUAUAUACAAUACUAUAUAAUAUACGUAUAUACCUACCGCUGUAUGAGGUAGUUAUGGAAAUUUCAGUCUACCGAUAUUCUAUUCUAAACUCAAAAAUUUUACAAUACAUAUUUCGCCAUAUUUGCAUACGAUAUUUAUUUGAUUACUUUUAUUCACUCUGUUUUAUGAAUCCAUAAAUAUCUGCAGGCAAUGAACAUUUACAGUACGUCAAAGGAUGAGUGAGCCAAAUGUUGCUUUUCUGUGAUUUUAUUCUUUAAUUUUUUAUACGUGAUCCAAAUUUUCUAUCGAAACAUGUGGAGUGGAUUUUUUAUUGAACUUGAAGAAACUUUCCGAUUUAUUACCGCGUGUUCACUCCCAGUACAAAUUUAUUGAAUCGGGUAAAUUGGUGAAGUGAAUUACCUGCAGAUCCACGUAUUUUUAUUUUUCUUUUGGAUUUUUGGAGACCAAUUUUGUGAAGAAAUGAACCUCAGCUGCACAUAACGUCAUAAUUCGGCUCGAUUGAUUACUUUGAAAACUUACCUAAUCAUUGGCUAGUAAAAAUAUGUAAUCAUUCUAAGGGUUUGCAAGACUAUUUAUGAAGUGAAGUUGCAAACUUAUUGUUAAUAUAGCACACUUUUGUAUUAUAAGUUUUAGUACUGAUUAUAAGUCGAGUGUAGAUAUUAAAAAAAAAUAUAUAAUUAUACAUAUAAAGGAAGAUGGGAAGCCAUUAGUGCUUCUUGAAGUUGCAGGCGAUUUUAGGAGGCACUCCUGAACCCCAAACAUAAUUCAUAUCUUAGGAAAAAUUUUCAUUACAUUAUGAGACGCGUGGUUGAUAAAUAUACACGUGUCUCAGCUCUAGUCUUCAUAUUUACGAUAAGAAUCAUAAUAAAAUAAUCAAUUAUUUGACUGCUAUACAUUUAUUCGUGAAAUGAACUUAUGAAAUUUAUAAGCAUUGAAAUAUCUGCUUUCAUUCGACGAACCUUGAUCAUUACACGACACGUAGCUCUACUUACGUGACAUUAGAUAGGUGCAUAUUUUGAACUAUAGGUAUAUGAGUAUCGAUAUAUCCUGUUGGAUAUCCUAGAGUUUCCCAAGAACUUUUGAAUUCUUGAUUCUUCGUAGCACAGGGAAUCAGCUCGCGAGGAUUGACGAAUACUUCGACAAAAAAGAAACGUUGAUUCGAAUUAGUUUGGCAGAGUUGACAAAAAAAUUAUUCAUGAAAGUGCAGCUCCAUAAACAUUCCAAACAAUAUUUAACCAAUCUAUUUCGAGUGCAAUAGUUGCGAUAUUAUAACUUUUACAGAUGUAUGUGAAGAAAUGAAAGGAAAACGAAAAUUUAUAGUUAGUCAAAGGAGACUAACAAGUAGAUACAAAAAUUAUAAGGCGAGUAAUGAUAAGCUUGAGGAUUCUUGCGAUUCGAAGAUAUUAAUUUUCAUUUCGGCAAUUUUCACUAAAUAUUAUUACAUCUAUACUUAGCUAUAGAUAUUAUAGUGCGCUCUUGUGAUAUAAUUGUGACGUUUACGUUACGAUAUUAAAAAAUUGUAGCAAGAUAUGAUAGAAUUAUGAAAUUUCGAUCGAAUAUAUUAUAUUAUAUGAUAUAUACCAAUUAGUUGGACCAUAUUAGUUUAUUUACGAAAAAAUUUGUCGCUCGUGAUUUUAAAAAAUUUCCCCGCUUUUAUAGAUAUAUUAGAAAAUUCCGAUAGUGAUUUUACAAUCAAUACCGCAAACAAUAAAAAACGUAAUAAUAUCGAUAACAAUAAUAGUAAUAGUAGAUAAUAAUAAUAGUAAUAAUAAUAAUGAAUUAGCGACGAAUACAGAUGUGCAAAUAAGGCUGACGAUACGUUAUACCAUCUUUUGGUAAUUAUUAAACGUUACACCAAUACACUUCAGCUGAUCGUACUGAAAUAGUGAAAUUCUUUUAGGUCCCCGCUUGAGUAGUGAAAAAAAAAUAAAAAUUUUUUUAGGAACUUAUACUUAAAAUUAAUAUCGUAUUGGCCUUGCUAAAUGGAACGCUAAUACUUUACGAGAUUCAAUAAAUGAAGAAUAGAAAUGGUAAUAUUGAUGAUAAUAGUAUAUCAUUAUUAAUAAAUAUAUUUAGCUGCUGUAGUAUUUGAGGUAGCAUUAUUUAUCCGCCAGACUAUUUGAAACGUAAUAACAAGACGAGUUGACAUUAAAAAAACUUUUGAAAGAAUAGUAGUUAAUCUAUAAAAUUACAAUUGACGUAGAUGAUAAGACAUUAGCGUGCAGAUGCGACAGAUCUUUUCACAAACCAAUCGGUACUACCUAUACUAGUCUUCACAAAUAGCAAUUAUUAUUAUUAUCAUCAUAUUUAUAUCUAUACAAUUGUAAGCAAUAUAUAAGUAUAUUUCACGGUGAACUUUUCAUGCGAAAUCUUGCACGCGAAAAAUCAUCUACAGUCGAUGAAGGCAUGAAAAUGAAUGAAAAUUCAUUAUUGAAUCUGUUUUAGACGCAGAGAUACACACAAGAUUAUGAUAGUAUUUGAAUGAGUUUGUGACUAACAAUAAGCCAGGCCUACAUCGAUAUAAGUAUUAUUCUCGAGAUAUGGUUGUCGGUAAAUUUAUGAAUAUGAAAUCUUAUGAUUUUGAACUCGGACUUUUAAGACACGAAAAUUGUCUAUGAUACUUACAAUUAGUAUAAACAUUUUUUUAAUGAUGCUGAAUCCCAAAAAAUAUUAUACGUAAAAAUUGUGGUGAUAAAACAAUUCGAAUAUAA